GCUGAAUUCUCAAACCCUAUCGAGCUGCAUUCAAAUCUCAGGACGUUUUUAGACAUUUUAACCAUAUUACAAUCAUUUAAAACAAGGUUUGGGAACUAUGUGAGAUACGAACAAAAUACAUGCAUUGUUAAAAAGCUUAAAUCAAAAAAUCAGGCGUAGUACGGUAGGUGUUCACGACAGUGGAGAGCAUUAGCAUUAUGAUGUGAGUUUAAAUCGCAAAAGACAUUAAAUACACAAAAUCCGGAGGGGAGACGAGAGAGAACAAAUACUACAAACGACAGGAUCAUAUCUGAACUGUCAUUAUACAAGAGAGGAACAAACAAGCAGGAGAAACUCCAGGUGUAACAAGUGAAAUAUAUGUAAUAUGUAUACUAUAGUAAAGACAGAGUUUGUUGAAGAGGAGAUUGAAGACAUGAGUGAUCCAGAACCAUGCAGAAUGAAACAUGAAGAGACUGAGGAAGAAAUAGACUUGACAGACAUAAAAGAAGAAAGUGAAGAGCUGAAUGAAGUGGAGGAGAAACAUCCAUAUCAGGAAACUUUCAUGACGUGUUCAGAGACCGAGGAGAACACCUCUCUGAACAAAACUCAAACAACCGAAGCCAAAAACUCCUUCACGUGCCCUCAGUGCGGAAAGAGCUUCACACGAAGAGACAGCCUUAAGGAACAUCUAAGAAUUCACACGGGAGAGAAACCUUUCAGCUGCCACCACUGCGAAAAAAGUUUCACGCGUAAAGAGAGCCUGAAGUAUCACUUGCGAAUUCACACCGGAGAGAAACCAUACAUGUGCCACCAGUGUGGAAAAAGUUUCACAUUUAAAAACAACCUCAAAGUUCACGUGAGAAUCCACUCCAGGGAGAAGCUGUUCAUCUGCCCUCAGUGCGGAAAGGGCUUAACGUGUAAAAAAGGCCUUAAGGAUCACAUUAGGGUGCACACUGGAGAGAAACCUUUCAAAUGCCAUCACUGCGGAAAGACGUUCAAGUGGGCGCACAGCCUCAAUAAUCAUUUGCACUCUCAUUCUGGGUUGAAGCCUUUUAACUGCGUUCAUUGUGGUGAAGGUUUUACUUCAUCAUCCAUUCUGAAAAACCACCUGAAGGUUCACACAAACGAGAGGCCGUAUGUGUGCUCCUUGUGCGGAAAGAGUUUUAUAUGGCCAGGCAAUUUUAAAGAGCACCAGAAAAGACACACCGGAGAGAGAGAUCAUGUGUGCUUUGAGUGCGGCAAGACUUUUACCACAGCGAAACGAUUGAAGGAGCACCAGAGAAUUCAUACGGGAGAAAAGCCAUACAAGUGCUCGCAUUGUGACAAGAGCUUCACUCAGUCUGGAUCGCUGAAAGUUCAUGAGCGAGUUCAUACUGGAGAGAAGCCGUACCACUGCCCAUCAUGUGGGAGGAGUUUCUCUCAAUUAACAAAUCUUGUCACGCAUAUUAAAAAGCAUUGCAAGAAAUCAUCAAAGUGAGAAGGUAUUUUCAUGUCCAAGUGGAUUACGUGGGAUGAACGACAGGUGUUUCUUCUAAGCCAGUUCUUACAGUGUAAAUAAGGUCAUUUUCAUUAGAGAUGCACCGAUUGCAAUUUUCUUGGCCGAUUCCGAUUUCCGAUUUUUUGUUAGUGAGAUCGGCUUGAAUAUAAUUGAAGUAUUGAGUAUAUAUAUAUAAAUAAAUAAAUAUAUAAUUGACAACAUACAAACAAAAAUCUACUUUUCUUCAAUGCAAAGUUUUAUUUUCAUUAAAAAAAACACACAAAAAAAACAAGUAAA
Megalobrama amblycephala (Wuchang bream) is the source of this 1753-nucleotide messenger RNA. Its product is annotated as gastrula zinc finger protein XlCGF8.2DB. The coding region runs from base 365 to 1456 and encodes 363 amino acids. The record is from RefSeq and is a predicted model, not a curated record. Lineage: Eukaryota; Metazoa; Chordata; Actinopteri; Cypriniformes; Xenocyprididae. The transcript is spliced from 3 exons. Gene Ontology annotation, biological process: regulation of transcription by RNA polymerase II. Gene Ontology annotation, molecular function: RNA polymerase II cis-regulatory region sequence-specific DNA binding; DNA-binding transcription factor activity.